Molecule: messenger RNA, 1278 nt
Organism: Morus notabilis
Lineage: Eukaryota; Viridiplantae; Streptophyta; Magnoliopsida; Rosales; Moraceae
Product: type IV inositol polyphosphate 5-phosphatase 9
Exons: 7
Coding region: 1-1278 (425 amino acids)
Biological process (GO): phosphatidylinositol dephosphorylation
Molecular function (GO): inositol-polyphosphate 5-phosphatase activity; phosphatidylinositol-4,5-bisphosphate 5-phosphatase activity; phosphatidylinositol-3,4,5-trisphosphate 5-phosphatase activity
Source: RefSeq, a predicted model, not a curated record
AUGAUGUGGCCUAGAUUAGUCGCUAACAAAAUCCUCAAGAAGCGGCUUCUUGGAAGCAACAACUUUGUGGCAGAUUUUCCGAGCGACUCCGAUCAGUUCUUGCUGGAAAAUACUACUACUACAACUACAACUUCAAGUGAUUUUUCUCAACCAUCUUUAAGCUUUGACAAUACAAUCUUCAAUCAUAACAAGGAGGUCCAUAAGUACAAGUUUUUUGUUAGUACAUGGAACGUCGGUGGGAUUGAACCACAUGAAGAUUUGAAUAUAGAGGAUUGGGUUGAUCUUUCCUGUGACGUCCAUGUUUUUGGGUUUCAGGAAAUAGUGCCUCUUAAAGCAAAGAAUGUUCUAGGAUCCGAGAACAGUCGUAAGAUCUCAAUGAAAUGGAAUUCGUUGAUCAGAAAAGCUUUGAACAAGAAAGUGAAGCACUGCUUCCGAGGCAAGAACAAAGAGGAUAAAGAUGACGGUCAGAUUAUGCAAAACUACUUUCAAUGUGUCAUAAGUAAGCAAAUGGUUGGGAUAUUGAUAUCUGUUUGGGUUCGAAGUAGUCUUCGUCCAUUUAUUAAGCAUCCGAGUGUCUCAUGUGUAGGCUGCGGCAUCAUGGGCUGUCUAGGGAAUAAGGGUUCUGUGUCGGUGAGAUUUCUGGUACAUGAAACAAGCUUCUGCUUUGUUUGCAGCCAUCUAGCUUCCGGUGGUAGACAAGGAGACGAGAAGUAUAGAAACUCUAAUGUCACGGAAAUAUUGUCAAGAACAAGCUUUUCAAGAGGCCCUUUGCUUGAUUUGCCACAGAAGAUUCUAGAUCAUGAUCGGGUUAUAUGGCUUGGAGAUUUGAACUAUAGAAUUUCUCUGCCAGAAGCUACGACUCGUUUGCUAGUGGAUAGAGGCGAUUGGUCCACCUUGUUAGAAAAUGAUCAGCUGAGGAGAGAACUCGUGGACGGUCAAGUAUUUGAAGGUUGGCAUGAAGGAGCUAUUAAAUUUUCUCCCACUUACAAAUAUUGCCUAAAUUCUGAUAUCUAUUUUGGCGGUAUUCAUCGCAGUAAAGGUGAAAAAAGGCGCGCUCCUGCAUGGUGUGAUCGAAUUAUCUGGUAUGGAGAGGGAUUAAAGCAACAUUUUUACACUAGAGGCGAGUCAAAGUUGUCCGAUCAUAGGCCAGUCAAGGCGAUACUCUCCGCAGACGUAAGAGUUUUACGAAGAGCUAGAGCAUUCCGCGGCUUCUUUCUAUCGGAAAGAUUUGACCAAAAUUCAAAUAACAAGAUUGAGACGUCAAGUUUCCAAAUCUGA